ACCGCAGUGGCUGAGCUGCUGACAGGAGGCGGCGGCGGAGGAGGAGGCGAGGCAAGACCUGCGGCUCGGCCUAGCCACAGCCGCUACAGCGCUAGGCAACCCUUCCGAGCCACGCCGUCCUCAGCCCGCCCGCGAAUCUCUCAUCCUUGAGUCCUCCCUAUCCGCCGGGCCGCCUGUUCGCCCGACUCCUCGCGGGCGGCCUAGUCUGCACCACCCGCCGGGCUCCUGGGGCCGCCGCCCCGCGCGGUCAAGUCGGCGUCCCCGGCCGCGCCCGGCCCCUGGUCUGCAUCACCGCCGGCACCAUGAUGGAGGAGAUCGACCGGUUCCAGGUGCCCACCGCGCACUCGGAGAUGCAGCCGCUGGACCCAACUGCAGCUUCCAUCUCAGACGGAGACUGUGACGCCCGGGAGGGUGAGUCAGUAGCCAUGAAUUACAAACCAUCCCCGCUCCAAGUGAAGCUGGAAAAGCAGCGAGAGCUGGCUCGGAAGGGCUCCUUGAAGAAUGGCAGCAUGGGUAGUCCUAUCAACCAGCAGCCUAAGAAGAACAACGUCAUGGCCCGGACCAGGCUCGUCGUCCCCAAUAAAGGCUACUCCUCGCUUGACCAGAGCCCAGAUGAGAAGCCACUGGUAGCACUUGACACGGACAGCGAUGACGACUUUGACAUGUCCAGAUAUUCUUCCUCUGGUUACUCCUCUGCUGAGCAGAUCAACCAAGAUUUGAACAUCCAACUGCUGAAGGACGGCUACCGGUUAGAUGAGAUCCCCGACGACGAGGACCUGGACCUCAUACCGCCCAAGUCCGUGAACCCUACCUGCAUGUGCUGCCAGGCCACGUCCUCCACCGCCUGCCACAUCCAGUAGCGUGUGGCGCCGCGGGGGCCGUGGGGGUGGUGCCGGGUGGGGUGGGCCGGGCGGGCAGGGCCGACCCCUCCCCAGCUCCGCCGCUCGCCCCGGCCCAGAGCCCCCUACAGCCGCAACCUCGUAACAGUCAUUGCUUCCUCCUAUGGUAGGACCUGUACCUCUGUGUGU
Messenger RNA from Elephantulus edwardii (Cape elephant shrew), 1028 nucleotides. It is a transcript of the gene FAM219A, whose product is annotated as family with sequence similarity 219, member A. Lineage: Eukaryota; Metazoa; Chordata; Mammalia; Macroscelidea; Macroscelididae. The record is from RefSeq and is a predicted model, not a curated record. The transcript has 6 exons. Bases 303 to 860 code for a protein of 185 amino acids.